Messenger RNA from Capsicum annuum, 525 nucleotides. RefSeq lists its product as uncharacterized. NCBI's taxonomy places the organism in Eukaryota, Viridiplantae, Streptophyta, Magnoliopsida, Solanales, Solanaceae. The record is from RefSeq and is a predicted model, not a curated record. The coding region runs from base 1 to 525 and encodes 174 amino acids. The transcript has a single exon.
AUGAAGGUUCUAUCUAGAAUUCCAACUGAUGGAACCUUCGACCUGGAACGUCCAUUGCAUAUUUUAAAGAAGAAGAAAAGUUUAUUUUUCUUUUCUUUCGAUUUGAAAUCUGGAAUGGACCGUUGUCCAUUGAGUGUGAUAUAUUCCCUCAUGUCUUGCAUAUUGGAGAGUACUCUCGCAUCUUCAAUAGUCAACAGUUCUCUGGGUCUUAACACUUUCUUAUUGGAUAAACCAAUUGUGAAGAAAAUAUCUGAGAUAGCCUUUCUUACUGGACAGCCUCUUGGUUACUACGGAUCUUGGUCCCUCUUUUCAUUGUCACACCACUAUAUAGUGUGGGUGGCUGCAAAAUAUGCACACCGAACGAGGACAACUCCUUUUCCUGAUUACACUUUAUUAGGUGAUGAUAUCCUGAUCACCGAUAAAAAGAUGGCAGAGCAGUACAAGAAGUUAUUAGAAAGGCUUGGUGUUACCAUUUCAGAAUCAAAAUCGAUAAUUUCUGAUAAUGGUACCAUCAAGUUCACCUAG